AUGUCCUACACAUCCACAUCCACAUGGGAGCAAAUUUCAUUUGGUAGACGGAGUGUCUUGGUGGUGUUGGGCUUGGUCGUCGGGUCGGCCCACAGCAGCUGCCUGAGCGGAGGCUGUGGCGGAGGAUCCUCUGGUGGCGUCAGCCGCUCCUACGGAGGACCCACCAAUAGCUUCGGAGGAGGAGGAGGAUCCUUUGGAGGCGGAUCCUUCGGCGGAGGAGGAGGUGGAUCCUUCGGGGAGGAUCCUUUGGAGGCGGAUCCUUCGGGGGAGGAUCCUCUGGAGUGGUUCGGAGGUUCUGGAGGUGGCGGUGGAGGAGGAAUAAGUACAAGGUAUGGAGGACCAACCAAUAGCUUCGGAGGAGGAGGUGGCGGUGGCUCCUUUGGGGGAGGAGGAUCCUUCGGAGAUGGUGGCGGAUCCUUCGGAGGAGGAUCCUUUGGAGGUGGAUCCUUCGGGGGAGGAUCCUUUGGAGGAGGUUCUGGAGGUGGUGGUGGAGGAGGAAUAAGUACCAGUUAUGGAGGACCAACCAAUAGCUUCGGAGGAGGUGGCGGUGGCUCCUUUGGGGGAGGAGGAUCCUUCGGAGGUGGUGGCGGAUCCUUCGGUGGUGGGUCCUCUGGAGGAGUAAGCACAAGUUAUAGUGGACCAAGGAAUAACUUUGGAGGAGGAGGUGGCAGAGGAUCCUUCGGCGGAGGCAGCGGUCGCUUCGGUGGCGGAUCUUCUGGCGGAAGAGGUGGAGGAGGAUCCUUCGGUAGAGGAGGAGGCGGCGGUCGCUUCGGUGGCGGAAGGGGCGGCGGAGGAUCCUUCGGCGGCGGAGUGAGCAACACUUACAGCGGCCCAAGCAAUAACUUCGGAGGCUCUGGCGGAGGCGAAUAA
Molecule: messenger RNA, 870 nt
Organism: Penaeus vannamei (Pacific white shrimp)
Lineage: Eukaryota; Metazoa; Arthropoda; Malacostraca; Decapoda; Penaeidae
Source: RefSeq, a predicted model, not a curated record